Messenger RNA from Cladocopium goreaui, 891 nucleotides. The record is from the annotation of a GenBank genome assembly. NCBI's taxonomy places the organism in Eukaryota, Dinophyceae, Suessiales, Symbiodiniaceae.
UUCCGAAAAACAUCGCAUCCUCAUGUUAACGUCCACGUAUCGAAUUUUGUGUAAUUCCAAUGGUCACAGUUCCUCCGCGUGUCGGAGUUGACUUGCAAGAAGAUUGUCCAUCUUUUUGGGAGAUUGCAUUCGACCGGAUCGUUCUUCAAGACUCUGUGGGGCAAGGUGUCACUGCUCACGUUUUCGGGCCAUCCUGGAUGGGCAAUACCAGGUUGCGGUGAAGCAAAUCAAUGACAUGGACAAGUCCACAUCUUCAGAGAAGGAUUUACGCGCGUUUGAGCGUGAAGUACCGGUUCUCAUGAGGACUGAUCAUGAGAACUUGGUGCGCUUUCUUGGCAUUUCAUCUGCCACAGUUGGAUUGGCUGCUGGGCAGCUGGCAGACAGCAAAGGGCAGCGGAAGCAGGAGGUCAAGGCCAAAGAAGCUCUCAAAAAAGAACUUGCACAGCGGCUCUCCAAAGGAAUGCAGGCUUUCAAACGGGUGGAAGCCCUUGAGACGACAGAGGCGACUCUGCAACAACAGCUGGCAUACAACAACCGAAGACUGGGCCGGCUUGAAGAGGCUUUGCAAAAGGAGGAACAGCAACGUGACGAGGCUGUUAAGGAAAAUCUCCAGUUGAGGGAAGAGCUGCAGCAAGAGGAGAAAUUCAACAAAGAGACCUUACACAGAGUGGAGGCUUUGGAGAAGGUUCGCCUGGGCGACAACCAGUCAAAUCGAGUGGCUGUGUUGGAGGAUGAAAAUGCGAAAUUCCGCGCUGCCCUGGCUGGUGCUGCACGACGGUUAAUCAACUUGGAAGCAGAUGUGAGGAGCCAGAGGCUGCUUUCGACGUCCACCCCGAAAGUUGUCCGACAUCAGAAACAGCCAAUGCAGCCAGCAAAGUGACAGUCAAAAAA